AUCGCCAUAGGGACCUCUUUCAAUUCUGUACAGUGAGUUUUCCCUUACCCUCCAACCCCUCUUGUCAUUUUCUUCCUCUCCCUCUCAAGAGGGGUCCAAUUAGGGGGAAAGAGUUGAAGAAAUCUUCCUUCCUUUACCAUUCCAUUCCCAUUUCCCUUUUUCACAAGCCCUUUCUCUCUCUAAAACUUUCAACUCAAAUCAAGGUUGCCAGGUUGACUGCCAAAAGCUUCAUAGUAAGCAAGCUUAAUCAUUGAUGGAGAAUAGAAUACCAGCAGGAAGUUACUUCCAGUAUUCUCCUACUGGUGUUCAUGGUUCACUUCCGAGGUCUUCCUCUCCCUCAGAUCGUGAAAGAUAUUUGGCAGAAUUGCUUGCAGAGAGGCAAAAGUUAGCACCAUUUAUGCAAGUCAUGCCAAUAUGCAGCAGGCUCCUAAAUCAAGAGAUCAUGAAGACGUCUGGACUUGUGUCCAACCAAAAUUUUGUGGAUCAUGAAAGAAUGUUGCGUGACAGGUCAUAUCAGUCGUUUGGUCACAAACCUAAUGGGGGUCCAAUGAACGUAGAGGCAUGGCCUUCAAUGCAACAAGAGGAUAAUCGGCUUCUCCAAAGAAUGGCCUCAUUUCAAGCUUCUGCUAUGGGUUGGCCUGCAUCGCCAGGAAUGGCAACCCCUACAGUUGUAAAGAAAGUUAUAAGGCUUGAUGUUCCUGUCGAGAAAUUCCCAAAUUAUAACUUUGUUGGCCGAAUCUUGGGUCCACGUGGAAAUUCCCUGAAAAGGAUAGAAGCCAUGACGGAGUGUAGAAUCUAUAUCAGAGGUCGAGGCUCAGUGAAGGAUUCUGUUAAGGAAGAGAAGUUAAAAGACAAACCAGGUUAUGAACACCUUAACGACCCACUUCACCUGUUGCUUGAAGCCGAAUUUCCUGAAGGCAUAAUAGACUCACGCUUGGAUCAUGCAGUGGCACUACUAGAGAACCUACUAAAGCCAGUGGAUGAAUCCAUGGAUACUUAUAAGAAGCAUCAACUAAGAGAAUUGGCCAUGCUGAAUGGUACGCUGAGGGAAGAAAGCCCUAGCAUGAGUCCUAGUAUGAGCCCGAGUAUGUCUCCCUUUAACAGCAAUGGAAUGAAACGAGCCAAAACAGGAAAAUGACAGGCUGGCAACCCCAGAGACGGGAUUUAAUUCUGUUUAGAUGCUGAGAUUGCUAGCAUCAAUCUGAUUCACGGUGUUCACCCAUGACUAUAUGCUUGUUACAGCCAGAAGACAUGACCAGAAAUCCAAGAGAAGAAGGUUCGGUUUUGUGGCAUAUGGUGACAGAUUCAGGCAAACGGUCUGGCUGAAGAACAAAAACUGCUUUCAUACCUUAGGUUCAAAAAAAGACUCGAUAUUUAUGUCUAGUUUCUCUAUUCUUUCGUGUGUGAUUGGUUUUUGAUGUUUUUUAGUUCAGUUUUCAUCCAGGUUGAAAUAAGCAACAAUUGUAUUACAGUAGUCUAGUUUUCUUUCAUUAUAACCAAUGAAUCUAAGGGAAAAAGGAGAACUUUGUAUAAUAGUUUGAAUCUUUGCAGCACCCGUUAAUUCAAUAACAUUAAGUUGCUUUUUUCU
Cynara cardunculus var. scolymus (artichoke) is the source of this 1588-nucleotide messenger RNA. RefSeq names its product KH domain-containing protein At1g09660/At1g09670. The record is from RefSeq and is a predicted model, not a curated record. Gene Ontology annotation, biological process: regulation of mRNA splicing, via spliceosome. NCBI's taxonomy places the organism in Eukaryota, Viridiplantae, Streptophyta, Magnoliopsida, Asterales, Asteraceae. Gene Ontology annotation, cellular component: nucleus. The transcript is spliced from 8 exons. Bases 254 to 1138 code for a protein of 294 amino acids. Gene Ontology annotation, molecular function: mRNA binding.